AUGGCUGGCUCCAGCAUAAUGCUGGAUUGCAAAAAGCUCAUAAUAUUAUUGUUUUGUUCAAUUUUUGUUGUAAAUGUAAUUGCAACAACACCAAUAAAUGUAUCACCUCAAAGUAUAUCAGAUUUAUUGGUGCAGAGUGCUUUAAAUUCUCUUAAUGAAGACUCACCAACUCGUCAUACUUACAAAAGUGGAAAUGUUAUCAAUUCACAGAAAUUGGUACAGCCACCAUAUACUAUCUAUCGUUUAACACUAAACUUGGAAACAGAUUGCCAUGAUUCAUCAUGUCCACGUGAAGUUUGUGCUAUUGACAUUAAACAGCACGAAGUUGGUGUUAUCGAAGUUGAGAGUAAUUCCAAGCAAUGCAUGUAUUUAUAUCCUCAAUUAAAACAAAAUAUUAAUCAAGUUUCAUCAAACAGUAUGCAAGAUAUUCAAGAGCAAGAGAUUGUCGAAAAUUUAGAUAAGCAAGUAGUAAAUGAUAGCGUAAAACUCGAUCAUGAAGAUCAAGAGGUACUUGAUCAAAAUGAUAAACCUUUUAUAGCAAUGAGAGCAUCUCAUUAUUGUCCGGGUUGUCCUUAUGAGCUUAAUCCAACUUUGCCAGGUCUUGCAGCUUUUGGAGAACUUGCAGCUGAUUCAUUAGAUCAAUCGAGCCGUGAUGAUUACAAAUAUCGAGUAGUUAGAAUUGUACGAGUAACUCGAUCUGUUCCACCGGGAUCUGAUGUUGUUCGCUAUGAGUUGCUGUUGGAAAUGGGCCAAACAAAUUGUCGUAAAACAGAAGAUAACUUACGGUCAGAAUGUUCUCUGCAGAUUAAUCAACCUACCAUUCUGUGUGCUGUAAUGAUUGAUGAACGUCCGUGGCUUACAAAUAGCCGUCGAUUGAUUCGUAAUAACUGUACGGAAACUCGUGAUCAAAUGAAUAAUUUAAACGGUAAUGGUAAUGCUCAACCACAUUUGGCUGGAGAAUCCUUGACGAGUAAUGGACCGAUUCAACAACAAGGUGAAGACGUUAACCAAGAUCGGGUUAAAAACCUUGCUGAUGAAUUGUUAGUGGUACCAAUAUCUACAUCUGAAUCUGGAAGUAAUAAUGAAGAAGAAUCAAAAUUAACUGAGCCACCUUUUACGCGAACUGUCUUGAAAAAAGAUGAUACUUUAAAGAAACUUGUCAAAGGAUUUACUGAUAAAUUUAGAGAAUUUGAUGAAUUUUUGAAGGACUUUGAUAUUCCUGAGAAAACGACUAAGCAAUCAGAACCGAGUGUCAAUGGACCUGAAGUUAUUGAAGAAAUAAUUCGCCCCGAAAAAAUUGAAACUGACAUUACCAGUGAGAGUCAAGAACCUAAUGUCAAGAUAUCACGGAAAAAAAGGUCUUUGAAUUCAGAGCCAAAUCUCGUCAAGAGCUUAGCGCAGAUGGCUGUUGAUUAUCUUGAUGAAGUUGAUACAGACGAUAAGAAACGAGUAGUAGUAAAAGUUAUAGAUUCAAAAGAGGAAGAAAAAACGAAAACCAAUAAAAAUCUUCAUAGUAUUAUAGUUAUGGUUGGAACGACGAAUUGCCUUGAAGAGCGACAAGAUGAUCUUGAAGAAUGUAUCAUCAAAUCCGACAAACCAUUGAAAAUAUGUAAAAUUCAUAUGAUUACAGAAAACGAUAAUCCAUUGAAGAAUGCUAAAGUUUUAGAUGUUCAGUGCUUUGACAAAAAGGAACAAAGAUUUAAGAGAGAUCAAGAUCAUAUUCUCGGAGGUGUGAGUUCAACAUCAACUGAUGAUUUACAGAUACAAGAAUUUGUACAGAAAGGUUUGAAAAAAUACUCAUCUGGAUACAAAGGUACAAAAGAGCCUGUUGUUGCGGAAAUUGUUAGCGCUUCUCAACAAGUCGUUGCUGGAACUUUGUACAAUAUUACCGUUAGAUUUGGUGAGAGUGAUUGUUUUAAAGGUGAAGUAGCCAAAACAUGCUUAUUAACUGAUAACAGUCCAAUUGAAGAGUGUUUUAUUACUGUCUGGUCAAGACCUUGGUUGAAGGAAAAUCCAGAGGAAAUUAAAGUUAAAUGUGGGGAAGAAAAAAGUCGUGAGAAACGAAAUCUCAAAGGCGCUAAUUAUUCAGCUAAGAUGUUGAAGUUGGCGCAAGAAUUAAAAAAAGAUCAAGCUACUGAAUCAGUUGAACCAGAAAAUAAAAAUCAAGAGAAACGAUCUCUCAAAGGUUCUAAUUACUCAUCAAAAAUGAUGAAAAUGGUUCAGGAUUUGAAAGAUGAACGAGCUUUUGAAUCUUUCCAAAAAAAGUACCAACGUGUUUACACUUCUGAAAAAGAAAAAGCUGCACGAUUCAAAAUUUUUAAAAUAAACAUGAAAGUUGCUGAAACACUCCAAGAAUAUGAACAAGGUACUGCAUUAUAUGGACCGACGAUGUUUGCUGAUAUGACAACUGAUGAAUUUCGCUCAUACACUGGUUUAAGAUCAGAUUUAAGAUCUGAAAACCAAAUACCUUUUCCUAUGGCUAAAAUUCCUGACAUUGAAUUGCCUAAUGAGUACGAUUGGCGUCACUAUAACGUUGUAACUCCCGUUAAAGAUCAAGGCCAAUGUGGAUCCUGCUGGGCUUUUUCUGUUACUGGUAAUGUUGAAGGACAGUAUGCUAUUAAGCAUAGCAAACUCUUAUCAUUAUCUGAACAAGAAUUGGUGGAUUGUGAUAAAUUGGAUGAUGGAUGCAACGGGGGAUUACAAGAAAAUGCUUAUCGCGCUCUUGAAGAAUUAGGAGGACUUGAGUUGGAAGAUGACUACCCCUAUGACGCUGAAGAUGAAAAAUGUCACUUUAAAAAAAAUAAAGCUGCUGUUGAAAUUGUUUCUGCAGUUAAUAUCACAUCCAAUGAAACUCAAAUGGCACAGUGGCUAGUUAAAAAUGGACCUAUGGCUAUCGGUAUUAAUGCUAAUGCGAUGCAAUUUUACAUGGGAGGAAUAUCACAUCCUUUCAAGUUUCUUUGUAGUCAUGACAAUCUCGAUCAUGGUGUCCUUAUUGUCGGAUACGGAGUUCACACUUACCCAUUAUUCAAGAGAGUUAUGCCAUUUUGGAUAGUUAAAAAUAGUUGGGGAACAGGCUGGGGAGAGCAAGGAUAUUAUCGAGUCUAUCGAGGCGAUGGGACAUGUGGUCUCAAUACUGAUGUCUCUAGUGCUAUUGUUGCUUGA
Cotesia congregata is the source of this 3162-nucleotide messenger RNA. Lineage: Eukaryota; Metazoa; Arthropoda; Insecta; Hymenoptera; Braconidae. The record is from the annotation of a GenBank genome assembly.